Moneuplotes crassus is the source of this 504-nucleotide messenger RNA. NCBI's taxonomy places the organism in Eukaryota, Ciliophora, Spirotrichea, Euplotida, Euplotidae. The record is from the annotation of a GenBank genome assembly.
AUAAAUGAACUUUGGAAAUUUGAAAUAUUACUCAAGGUAUUCAGUUCCUGAAGGCUUCAGGGACAUUCUUAUGGACCUUGUUAAGGAGAUCUUAAGGGACCAACCUGAAGAUAUUCCAAAGUUCUGAGCAGAGUAUUUCAAAGCCUUGCAAGAAGGAAGAGAACAUGAUUGUCUUGAUAAGGGAGCCAGGCCAAUCCCUCCUGAUAGAAUUUCAAGGGCUCAACUUGAUCAGAUAAGAGGGUUUAACGCAGAAAAUCAAUACAUGGACAUGGAAGCAGAAGGAGAAUAUAUGGAUCAAUACGGUGAAGGAGAGUAUGUCCAAGGAGAAUAUCCAGAAGGUGAAUAUGCUGAAGGUGAAUAUGCUGAAGGCGAAUAUCAAUAUGCUGAAGGAGAAUAUGGACCACCAGAAGGAGAAUAUCAAGGUUACGAAGCUGAUGAAGGACAAGAAGAAAUUAUUGAAAAUGAAUAAUAGACCAAAGUUAGACAUAGAAUUUUCAAUGAAAA